This is a messenger RNA of Amphibalanus amphitrite, 2817 nucleotides long. RefSeq lists its product as uncharacterized. Lineage: Eukaryota; Metazoa; Arthropoda; Thecostraca; Balanomorpha; Balanidae. Gene Ontology annotation, biological process: DNA integration. The annotation marks the transcript as partial. Gene Ontology annotation, molecular function: nucleic acid binding. The transcript is spliced from 3 exons. The record is from RefSeq and is a predicted model, not a curated record.
AUGCCUGGUUUCCAUCCACCAGAGGACUUUGACUUCACCUCUCCUGAGAAGUGGCCGGCGUGGCGUGAUCGCUUCAUCCGCUACCGACUGGCAUCGGGACUUCACAAGGAGGACGACGCUGACGAGCGGAUCCGGGAUCGUCUCAUAUCCGGGAUGUCCGACAGGGAGCUGUCCCGCAAGAUCCAGCUCAAAUCGCUCGAGGAAGAGGUGUCGAUGAAUACCGUCAUUACUAUGAUGCGUAACGUCGAAAUCUUCACAGGAGAGGUGCAUGAAGACGUCUUCGGAGAAGCAGGUCUCAUGAAGACGGCACCGAUCAGCAUCCGGCUACGCGAGGAUGCCGUCCCGGUCGCUCUCUCCACAGCAAGACACGUCCCCCUGCCGCUGAUGAAGCCAGUGGAGGAGGAGCUGAAGAGAAUGGAAGAGCAGGGCAUCAUCGUACCAGAGACUGAACCCACAGACUGGGUAUCCGCGCUCGUCCCUGUCCCGAAGAACAGUGGUGUCCGGAUCACAGUUGACUACAAAAAGCUGAACCAAGCCGUAAAGCGUGAGAUCUUCCCGAUCCCGACCCUGGAGCACCUGACGUCCAAGCUGGGCGGUGCGACACUGUUCUCCAAGCUGGACGCUUCUUCUGGCUUCUACCAGAUCCCGUUGGACGAAGCAAGCUCCAAAAUGACUACGUUCAUCACACCGUUCGGCAGGAAGAGGUUCCUGCGCCUGCCGAUGGGAAUCUCACUGGCUCCGGAGUGCUUCCAGCGAAAGAUGCAGGAGAUGCUGGAUGGACUGCCUGGAGUCAUCGUCUACAUGGACGACACGCUGGUUUUUGGAGAUGCAAGCAACCAUGACGCACGCCUCGAAGCCGUCAUCAGAAGAAUCCACGAAUCUGGCCUCAAGCUGAACAAGACGAAAUGUGAGUUCCGAAGGGACGAGGUCAAGUUUCUUGGCAUGAAGAUAAGCAAGAAUGGCAUCGGCGUGGACGACGAGAAACUUGAAGCGAUACAGCAGCUCCAGCAGCCAAAGAACGUCACAGAGCUCCGGUCUCUGCUAGGGGUGGUCAACUACCUCUGCAGGUUCGUCCCGCACAUCCAGGAGCGCCUAAGGCCCCUCAACGAUCUGCUGAAAAAGGACGCUGCGUGGAACUGGACGCCUCAGCAGCAGCAAGCACUGGAUGAUGUGAAAGCAGCCGUCACGUCCGCUCCAGUCCUGGCGUUCUACGACCCAGCGCGUGAGACAGUGGUCAGCGCAGACGCAAGCAGCUACGGAAUCGGAGGAUGCAUCCUUCAGAAGCAUGGUUCCAGCUUCAAGCCCGUCGCAUUCUGCAGCAGAAGUCUGACGGACACAGAGACGAGGUGGGCCCAGAUUGAAAAGGAACUACUCGCUGCAACUUGGACGUGCGAGAAGAUGCACAUGUUCCUGUCUGGACUGCCGUCGUUCGACCUACAACUGGAUCACAAGCCACUGAUCCCGCUCAUCAACACGAAAAAUCUCGUAGAUGCGCCAAUCAGGUGUCAGCGCAUGCUCAUGCGACUGAUGCGUUACAACGCAACAGCGGUGUUCAUUCCAGGGAAGCAGCACCUGGUACCUGACUUCCUCUCGCGUCAUCCACUCCAGAAGCACGAUGCGAUCGGCGCUGUGCUACAGGAAGACGUCCACAACUUCUGCAAGAGGGUCUUCGAUGACCUGCCCGCCACACCGCAGCGUCUGGUGGAGAUCAGCAGGGCACAACAGGCAGAUGAACUCCUCCAGCGCGUGGUUCAGCAGACUCUCUCUGGCUGGAAGGAGGGAGCAAAGCACUCCGACAUGCUGGACUACUUCGCCGCGCGUGGAGAAAUCAGCGUUCUCUACCUGACAAGCGGCACACUGCUGAUGUACGGCCGCCGCAUCAUCAUACCGCCUAGUCUGCGUGAAGAGAUGCUCAACCGUCUACAUGACGACGGUCACUUCGGGCUCAACAAGUGCCGCCAGCGAGCAGCAGAAUCCGUCUGGUGGCCCAAGAUCAGCAUCGACUUGAAGCGCCACGUCGAGCACUGCGCGUUCUGCCAAGUGCACGCGCCCUCCCAGCACGCUGAGCCACUGGUAACGACUCCAACGCCGUCAAGACCGUGGAAUCACAUCGCAGCAGAUAUCUUCCACUUCAACAACAGCAACUGGCUCGUGACUGUGGACCUCUUCAGCAGGUAUCUGGAAAUUCAACGCCUGCCCAGCCUCACAAGCACCGCAGUCAUCGAGCGGCUGAAGCGCCUGUUCUCCAGACUGGGGAUACCGGAUCUGAUGACAACAGACGGAGGAACGCAGUUCACUUCCAGCUCAUUCGCCGACUUCGCAGCGUCGUACGGCUUCACACACCGCGUCACUGACCCGCACACGCCAUCAUCCAACGGAGCAGCUGAACGGGCCGUGAGGACCGCAAAGUGGAUACUUCGCCAAAAAGAUCCUCACCUCGCUCUCCUGAACUACCGAACAACGGCUGUGGAAGCCACUGGAUACUCCCCGGCCCGCCUUCUGAUGGGACGUGAGCUUCAGUCCCGUCUCCCCGUCGCUCAGCAGCCCGCCAAGAAGGCAUGGCGGCACGCCAAACUCCGCGAUGGGCGGAGAAAGAAGAAACAGGAGUCAACCGUCAAUCAGAGGCGAGGCGCCCGCAACCUGCCUCCGCUGCAUCCCGGCGCCAGAGUCCGGAUCAAGACAGAAAAGGGCAGCUGGUCGGAGCCCGCCAUCGUCACGCAAAGGCUCUCCAGACGCAGCUAUCUGGUGGAGCUCGGCGGCUGCCAAUAUCGCCGCAACCGACGGCACCUGCUGCUGAUCCCUCCUGUUCCGUUACAG